AUGCCACGCCGAAAACCCAUCACGAAGCUGGGCGUGUUCGGGAGGUACGACUUGAACCCGGAACAGGCGGUGGAAAAUUACUUUGAAUCAAAGUUAAACAACAAAUUCUUCAUCCACGUGCCCGGUUGGGAUGUCGCCCGGAACGGGUUCGAGCUCACGGGCAUUCACAAUGACCGGGAGUAUAUGGAAAUUACAAAGGAGCAGCGUCGGAUGCGACAGCAAGCACAACAGCAAGCCAUAGUGAACCAAAAACGUUUGAAUCAAACGACCGACCUGCUGCAGCGGAUGCGGGAAGAGUUCGUGGAGCUGAACGAUUUCCUUAAGGAUUGCGAGAUGAAGGAAAACAAUGCAUUGGACACGGUCAAACGAGAGAAAGAAAAGCACGAACGGUACGGGAAACAGAUAGCGCAGCUUGAGGACGACCUUUUGAAAUUGGACGAAUUUGUCGUGAAGUAUGAGGAAACCAUCAACCGAUUCGAACCGUUCGAGAAAGUAAUGGAACAAACCAUCACAGAAUCUAAAACGUACGAAACCAUGCAGGAUCUGAUUCAACGGUGUGACUCACUGCUACUGGCACAGGUGGAAAUUUCGGCUGUAGAGCAACAAAAAAUACAGGAAAUUGAAGAAAUCCGUCAAAACCUGUUCAAAGCAACAAAGACGGCCCUCCACAUCAUCACGGGGUUGAACAACGAUCUGUCCGAGCUGCUGACACAGUACGUGGCCGCAAAGGAGGACGGGCUGCGUUGGGAAAAGGCCGUCACCAUGGUCAAAAGCUACAUGGUGGAGAACGAAUCGAGCAUCAACUGCCUGUUGGACGCGAUCAAUCACGUUUACAUUCUGUUGCGCAAGCGUCGAGGAGCCCCGGCCAAGGCAGUCCGAGGGGACGUUGAGACGCAGCUAGACUACGUCAAGGAGGAGAUCGAGAUCCUGCACGAGGUACGCAAGCUGGCUUCGGCCAAAAUGCGCAAUGACGGGCACAGCCUGGGCGGAGAGAAAGGCACGAUGCGCCGUAAGAGUGCUCUGUAG
Messenger RNA from Anopheles nili, 1026 nucleotides. RefSeq lists its product as uncharacterized. The coding region runs from base 1 to 1026 and encodes 341 amino acids. The record is from RefSeq and is a predicted model, not a curated record. The transcript is spliced from 6 exons. Lineage: Eukaryota; Metazoa; Arthropoda; Insecta; Diptera; Culicidae.